Messenger RNA from Sphenostylis stenocarpa, 2244 nucleotides. The record is from the annotation of a GenBank genome assembly. NCBI's taxonomy places the organism in Eukaryota, Viridiplantae, Streptophyta, Magnoliopsida, Fabales, Fabaceae.
AUGCGAGUGUUUGUGAAUGGAGAUUCUGUUUAUCUCUGUCUUGACGCUCGUGAAUCACGACUAAAGCUGGCAGGGAUGUCAGAGAAAGCUCUUAGAGAUCUCAAUACAAUUCUUGGAACUGAAAGGAAGAAUGAUGACUCCAGUAAGGCUUGUUUAACCAAGCCUUCUGUAGACAAUGCUGAUGAAAAUAUUGAAGAACGGCAAAAGAAAAAGACUUCUUCCUCCUUGGUUUCUCCAGCUGUUAAUGGAAAUCAGACUGCGACUGUUAAUUCUAGUGUGGAGGUUGUAAAUGCAGAAGUAGAAUACAUUGAAUCUGAGAACUUGAAUGAUCUAGAAGAUAUGGAUACUUGUCUCAAGAGCCUCUUAGCUGGACUUGACUCAAAGGAUUGGGUCAUGGUUUGUGAUACUCUAAAUAACGUCCGACGAUUAUGUAUAUUUCAUAAGGAAGCAAUGGCUGAUAUGCUGGGAGAUGUGAUCACGGCUAUUGCAAAGUCCCUGAAAAGUCCUAGAAGCGCUGUUUGUAAAACUGCAAUUAUGACAUCCGCUGAUAUUUUCAGCGCAUAUAAUGAUCUUAUAAUAGAUUCACUGGACCCUUUGCUAGUACAGCUUCUUCUCAAGGCUUCACAGGACAAACGCUUUGUAUGUGAGGCUGCCGAAAAAGCCUUGAUAUCGAUGACUACAUGGAUUUCCCCUAUUUCUUUAUUGCCAAAAUUGCAACCAUAUCUGAAGAACAAGAAUCCUCGUAUUCGUGCAAAGGCUUCUAUGUGUUUUUCUCGAAGUGUUCCACGACUGGGUGCAGAAGGCAUAAAGACAUAUGGAAUUGACAAAUUGAUUCAAGUAGCUGCAUCGCAGUUGAGUGACCAACUCCCUGAGUCUAGGGAAGCAGCCCGAGCUCUACUUCUUGAGCUUCAAAAUGUGUAUGAGAAAUUUCAUGAUCUCAUGCCAGAUACUGUCAAUGAGCACACUAUCAAUGAACAUACUAUCAAUGAGCACACUGCCAAUGAUCAUACUGUGAAUGAACAUCCGCAGAUGAGUUCUUGGGAAAGCUUCUGUCAGUCAAAACUUUCUCCUCUAAGUGCGCAAGCUGUACUUCGUGUGACCAGCAUCGCUCGGGAGGGUCUUCGAAAGAAAAGAGUGUGGAAAGGGUCCAAGCAAGGUCGCUUCACCGUUGAUUUAAAGGAAAUUCAUUUUGCAUCGACCAAUCAGUAUCACUCUUGCCCGCAUCCACCGUCAAUGAAGCGCAAGAAGUGGUCGGAACUGGAAGAGCAAACCCUACUCUCCAAAUACUCGGACCUCCUCCGUUCCGGGACGCUCGCCAAGCUCAAAACGCGCGAGAAGAAGUUCAAGCCCGUGGCGGAGCACGUCAACGCCGUCCACCACCACCGCGACCCCUCCUCCUUCCCCUUCAAGUGGUCAUGGCGCGACGUCUCCAUCAAGGUCCAGAACAUGCGACACCAGUACCUCGGCGUCAAACAGAAGAUCCGCCUCGCGCCUCACCACUUCAAUUGGAAGGAUGGGAACAAUCACUGGGAGAAUUUUCUCAAGUAUAAAGAAGUCUUCGGUGACGUGCAGUUGUUGGAAUCGCCUAAACCCCUCACCACCGCUAAAUUAGGGUUUGAGGUCGAUUCUGAUGAUGAUGAGGACGAGGAGGACGAUGAGGACUGUGGUGAUGAAGAUGAGGAUAUGAUGAAGGCGAGAAGGUUGGGCUCCGUGGUGGAGCUGAGGGAGGCGGUGGUGAAGCGCGAGGAGCGGCGGCGGGAGAGGGAGUUCCGGCGGGAGAAGUUGGAGGCGGAGAGGGAGAGGAAACGGCGGGAGGGGGAGUUUCGGCGGGAGCGGCGGCGGGAGUGGUUGGAGGAUCGGGAGAUGGAGUUGGAGGAGCGGCAGUUGAAGUGGGCGAGGAGGGAGCUGGAGAAGAGGAUGAGGUUGGAGCGGGAGCUGGAUGCGGAGCGGCAGUGGCGGAAGCGCGUGGAGGAGAAGAUGGAGGAGGAGGAGAUGGAGUGGAGGCAGAGGAUGGUGGCAAUGCAGGUUGAGCAUGAAAAACAGAUGAUGCAGAUGCAUGUUGAGGCGUGCCAGAAUCAAAUGCAGGUUCUAGGGAUCAUGGCAAGGCUCCUUUGCCAGUUUUUUGGGUCUGGAACUGAUGGAUUGAGUAAUGGAUUAGGGGCAUUGCCUCCUCAGGUUUUGCAUCAUGGAGGUGGAUUAGGUAAUGUAAAACCUGAUGCCAAUUCGCCUUCUGAAUUUAUAUAG